CCUCCGUCAAAUGACGUGUUGUCCUCUCGGCUUUUCCGUUAAAGUAGACGACACCGCCGUUUAUCGCCGUGGUCCGUGGAAUUCAACCAGAGGACCCUGACUCUGAGAGACGCCAUCUGGUCCUCCUUCUCUCUCUAUCUCCCCCUCAAUUCCACCUCGAUCUGACGAUCUUCAUAAACCCUACUCUUCGAUCUUUUGCUCAGAUUUGUGUUUUCUCGAUCGGGCAGUCUCCGAUUGGAUUUGAUCGGAAUAAUUAUAUUCGGGUUCGGAAAUCUGGAGAGAGAGUUAGCUAGAGUUUGGUGGCGAUGAUGCAGAGACGGAGUCCGCCGAAGCACAGACAUGAUGGCACGUCGCCUCUUCCAUUGGGGAUGGACUGGAGCCCUCCGCCACGCAAAUGGAAUGGUAGAGAUACUGUUUGGCCUCAUGACCCUCGAACCGGAUGGAGUUAUUGUGCUACAAUACCCUCGUGGGUUGUUCUUCCAAAGUCUAGAAAUUCAGAUCCUGUAGUGUUUUACAGGGUUCAGAUUAGUGUGCAAUCUCCUGAAGGUGUUACCACAAUGCGAGGAGUGUUGAGAAGAUUUAAUGAUUUUCUUAAGCUAUUAACGGAUCUUAAAAGAGCGUUUCCCAGAAAAAGUUUUCCAUCAGCUCCCCCCAAAGGGCUGUUGCGUAUGAAAAGCAGAGCAGUUUUAGAAGAGAGAAGGUGCUCUCUUGAGGAGUGGAUAACGAAGCUAUUAUCUGAUAUAGAAUUGGCAAGAAGUGUAGUAGUUGCAUCCUUUCUUGAACUAGAAGCUGCUGCUAGGUCUGCAUGCCAAGAUGUAGAUCAGAAUGCUUCCGAUGCCAAUAGCUCAAGUUCGUCGCCUAUGGUUCACCCAAAUUUGAGCUUGUUUCAGGCUGGCGGCAGUUCUUCUCUCACAUCUGACUAUGGCAGUGAUACUGCUUAUGAAACAUCUGAGCUUGGAUCUCCAAGUGUAGGACAGGAUGAUAUUUCUGAAAUUGGUACCGAAGAUUUAACUUUGGAUGAAGAAGUAACAAAUCCAAUAGAGAAGCUCGUUAACUUUAGCAUGUCCAACAUUGACGAGGGACUUUCAAUGAGCCAAACUAUUCUAGAGCAACUUGAAGACUUUCCCAAACAUAAAGUCCGCUCAAGAUAUGUGAAUAAUAUCUUAGGGAAGGACAUGUAUAAUGGAAAUGCUUCUAAAGGUGUACUUCUUGCUAACAAUGGCUCACGACUUCUCUCUGAACCAGAAUCAUCAACUCCCUCGGUAAUCCAUAAUAGAAAGCUUUCUGUUGAGAGUGCUGACGGGUUUUCUCUACACACCGGUGAGACAUCAACAUCUGGUCUCCUAAGUUCAAGCAGUGAUAGUCACUUGGAUUUACGCCGAGGUCCUGGUGGAUCGCUUGGAACUGGGCUUGUUUAUAACCCGGAGAGGCAGGGUAGUGCACAAAUAGUUCUUCCACUGGACCUGCGUAAUAAAUUGAACAGGAUUCUGUUAGCCACGAAUGAGAGACUUGUCAAUGCAAAAACAGAUAUGGAGGAUCUUAUAGCAAGACUAAAUCAAGAGAUAGCGGUGAAGGAGUACUUGAACAAAAAGGUUAAUGAUUUAGAAGGGGAACUUGAAACUACUAAGCAGAGAAGCAAAGAGAAUUUGGAGCAAGCUAUUAUGACCGAGAGGGAAAGAUUUACUCAGGUGCAGUGGGAUAUGGAAGAACUUAGACAAAAAUCUUACGAGAUGGAAAUGAAGUUAAAGUCGAGAGAGGAUGGGAGCUCAUAUGCAGAACCCACUGAACAGUCAACUAUUUCUGAAAGACAUGUUUUGUCAAAAGAAUUAGAUGCCAGUAAACAACAGCUGGAGAAUCUCUCCAGGAGAUAUGAUGAAUUAGAGGCAAAAUCAAAAGCAGAUAUUAAAGUUCUUGUCAAAGAGGUCAAAUCUCUCAGGCGUUCUCAUGUGGAACUUGAAAAGAAGCUGACUCAAUCUCUGACAGAUAAAACUGAAGCGGAGAAACUACUCCAACAGGAAAGAAAACUACUUGAGAACACUGUAGCAGCUAGAAAAAAACUGUUUAGUGACUGCAUAAUUCUCCACGACCGGCUUAAAGAGUACAACUUGAAAUUGUCCAUGGACGGAAACGGUAACUUCGUAGAGGACUCAACUACAGUAUCAGACGCUAUGCGUUUGCUGUCAAUAUCUGAUGAUCAAAUUGAGGAGGCUCAGCUGCUUGCCGGGCUUGAUGAAAAUUCUGCUGCUCAAGGCAACGCCAUGGAUAAAUCUAUCAGCGUGGAUACUGAAACAAGAAUCAUGGAGGACGAGCUGAGGAAGAUAUUGGCAGAUAUCUUUGUUGAGAAUGCCAAAAUGAGAAAACAGGUGAACGCUGCAAUGCGUCGUGCUCUCCAGAAAGACGGAAAGAUCACCGAAGAUGUGAAAGAGGAAAAUGGUGAUGAGAAAGAGGAGCCCUCAACAGAAACAUUGAACAUAUAAUAGGUAUAAUAAUAGUUGCUUUUGACCGGAGAAUAGAGUUCACAAUGAAAACUGUCAUUUUUUUUAAUUUUCUUUGAUCAAAGGACUGGUCGCUUUCUAUUACAAAACGGUUGGUCUCUUGGAGAAGCAAAUUAGUUGAAGCUGUGUAAUUAAGAUAUACACAUGUGACCACCCCGUUUGAUGAGUUCAUAAGGAAAAACAUGUGUAUUUACGUAUGGUUGUUGUAUAAUUGUAUUUGCAAUGUUAAAUCCUUUGCAUAUUAUUUUACUCUUUCUUGUGUU
Molecule: messenger RNA, 2758 nt
Organism: Eutrema salsugineum
Lineage: Eukaryota; Viridiplantae; Streptophyta; Magnoliopsida; Brassicales; Brassicaceae
Product: PX domain-containing protein EREL1
Exons: 10
Coding region: 306-2477 (723 amino acids)
Biological process (GO): protein transport
Molecular function (GO): phosphatidylinositol binding
Source: RefSeq, a predicted model, not a curated record